UGUGCAAUUAGAUGCCAUGAACUCAGUCUCAUUCUACGUGCGCCGAAUUUUCGAGUGGCUGACCUUUCGACGUCGGUUGAUAAAUAUAUCUUUAGUUGCCGAUGCCCUUCUGAUACUGCCGCUUGUGGCAUGUGUAUCAUCCAGCAACGCGUCCAAGGACUUUUACAUAUUGUCUUUAUCUUACCGCAAUCUUACCAAAAUCCCGAGCCACGGAUCAAAUUUGACGUUACCAAUCUUUAGCGCUGCGAAAGAAGUGCCUCUGGAAGUGAGAGCCGGCUACUUCUCUCUGUGUGUCUCAAGGCAAGACACUCUCGAUUGGACUUGCGGGAGAGCGCCGGCAUUAAGGGCUGUAGCCGAUGGAGAAAAUGAUCCCUUAGACCUGAUAGGAAUUGCGGAGCACUUCAGCGAUGGAGUUAUAUUUCCAGGCCUCCUUAUUACUUGCAUCAUAUUCAGCCUGUUUGCUUUUGCGAUCUGGCAGGAAAAAACCGAUGUACAAGACAUCGAGGAAGAUAUCCAAAGAGAUAGCGCAGGAACACAAAGCGAGGAACAAGGAACCCAAGAAGCCCAAGUAGCCCAAGGGCCUCAAGGUAACAAGCAGAGUAGAAGGAUGUAUCCUCCACUCUACAUCAUGCAGAGUUCCUUGGGAGCUAUAUUUGGGGCAAUGAGUUUUGCACUCAUGUCUGCACUAUGGCAGCAUAUGGCUGCCAGUGUUUAUGGGACUAUUGCGGGAUCUAUGACCUAUCAAGUUGUGCAAGGUAAGGUUGGUCCAGCAGCGGCGGCAUUUUUAUGGUCAGGCUUUCUGCUCCUGGCUUUCGUGACUGUUGGUCUGAUUGUUGUCAUUUUAGACAUAAUCAGUGGGGUGUCCGUUUGAACUCGUCAUUUUGUACAAAUGCAAGAUACUAUUACCGAUG
Molecule: messenger RNA, 911 nt
Organism: Aplosporella prunicola CBS 121167
Lineage: Eukaryota; Fungi; Ascomycota; Dothideomycetes; Botryosphaeriales; Aplosporellaceae
Exons: 3
Coding region: 17-871 (284 amino acids)
Biological process (GO): conjugation with cellular fusion
Cellular component (GO): membrane; mating projection tip
Source: RefSeq, a predicted model, not a curated record